Engraulis encrasicolus (European anchovy) is the source of this 3411-nucleotide messenger RNA. RefSeq names its product low density lipoprotein receptor class A domain containing 2 (gene ldlrad2). Gene Ontology annotation, molecular function: protein binding. Bases 351 to 1544 code for a protein of 397 amino acids. The transcript is spliced from 5 exons. Lineage: Eukaryota; Metazoa; Chordata; Actinopteri; Clupeiformes; Engraulidae. The record is from RefSeq and is a predicted model, not a curated record.
AGUAGGCCUAGAAGAGAAUAGAGCUUUCAAUCCCAAUCCCAUUUGCCCACUUAACCGAUUCCCACAGGAAAUGUCACCCAGUCACGUCCACUGCCAUGUUGGUGUCUGAACCAGUCUGAACUGCGGCGGCUCUCUCUGUCCAGAGGAGGACAUCAUCACCCUAACCGGGCGGUUGUCAUGGAAAUCGGGAGUGUACACAAACGGGUUUUAAAGUUUCUUCACCAAGAAGACGACCACCUCCUCCCCAUAUCUGUAUCGGGGUCGCUGCACUGCCCGCAAAAGGUUUCUCAAGUUGUAGGCCUACACGAGACGACUCAAAGCAUCCGAUCUGAAGAUUCCUCCAGCUCGAGAUGCACACGCAGGAAGUGAUGACCAAAGAAAGUGAAGCUGCACGAGGACAGAGCUUGCUGAAACUGUGCGCUGUUAGCUGCUUGAUGAGCCUUCUGCCCGUUAGCGCCAUUGACAAAGUGAACGUGGUGGAUUUCUGUGGACAAAUGGUCCAUAAGGACGGGCUCAUCGUCAACUCCCACCAGGACUCCAAGAAAUACUACUUUGUCACCACGGGAACAGACUGCCACUUCACCAUGAGAGCCAACAUGCUCCAGGACCGGGUCCUCUUCAACUUCCGCUUCUUCCUGGUCUACAGCCUCCUGCGGGUCACUCCCCUCAGCCCUCCACCCCUCUUUCAUCAGCAGGCAGCGGCGGCCAGCGAUCCCUCGCUCUCUCGCCCCGCGUGGCCCGAUCAGCGUCUACUACAGUCGCCGCCGGUGAAGGAAAACAGUGAGGAUCCCUGCCAUACGGGCUCCUACAUACAGUUUUAUGACGGCCCCAGUAAGAGCUCGCCCCUCUUAGGCCACGCGCUGUGUGGCAAGAGUCCACCCCAACCUGUCAUCUCAACGGGAAACUACCUGACAUUGAGAUUGGUUACGAGAGGCACGCAGCCAAGGGUUGAUUUUGUUGGAGACUUCACAUCUUUCAGAUUAGGUUCCAACCAAUCAGGAUGUGGUAAUGAUCUUUAUUUUAGCUGCUGGAAUGGGAAAUGUAUUCCAAUCAGUUUGAUUUGUGACGAUGACCAGGACAUUGACAACUGUGGAGAUGGCAGUGAUUUAAGAAGUCAACAUGACGUACUUUGCACAAGUCAUCAAGCUGUGAAACUGUCCCCACAAUUUCUACCACCAACCUCUACUAUCCACUUACAGAACUGUGGCAAUAACCCUGAAAUCGCCACAAACACAGACACUGUAGCAGACCCUGCGUCCUGGUCCCCCGUGGCGGUGUACGUGGUCCUGGGUCUGCUGGGGGGGUCGCUGCUGCUGUGCUGGUGCUGCUGGUCCCCCGGCUGGUUCCUGUGGAGGGUCAGCGUGUGUCGCUUCCUUCCCUGCUGCAACUCCUUCUGUGCCUCCUGCCAGCUCUGCGUCUGCAGCUGCUCCCAGAAAAACAAGGACCUGGCUGCCGUGUCGCCGCAGAACAACAACGCCAAUGCUAAUGGCAACGCCGGUGCCAACAACAGUGUCGUCUUGAAUACGACAACUGUGACGUUGUAAUUUCAGAGCUUGUAGUUGUGUGUGAACGAAAUUGAUCCAAAAAAACUGUGACUAUAAUACAAUGUGACAUCAUUAUGUAAAGUAGGCUACUAUGCAAAAAUGUGUGAACGCAAAAAGUUUCCCCUCAGCUUUAGAAAAGGUUCCCAAUACCUGUGCCAGCUACCAAUCUCAAUACCAUAAUUUAAAAAAUGUGAUAUCGUAGUGUAAUUACUUAAAUUUAGUUUUUAAUCUUGGCUUGGACUACUAGGGCAGGCCGUUAGUAUAAAUAGUCAAUACUUUCACAGAUAGACCUUCAAAUAUGUUAUUGAACUUGUGGUAGCCGUGGCCUCGUGUUUAUGGAGGUGGUCUUUCAAUGUGAGUGGGGGUUGUAGGUUUGAAUCCCACCCUUACCUCUCCCCACAUGGCUUAAGUGCCCUUGAGCAAGGCACCUAAUCCCACAUUGCUCCAGGGACUGUAACCAAUACCCUGAAAAAUAAUAUCUCUUAGUCGCUGUGGAUAGCAGUGUCAGCUAAAGGACUGUUCGUUUAAGGAACAUUUUUCUCUGUAGUCAUGCUACCCAGUUAACAUGCCUCUUAAGGAGUUAAAGGCUGUGAAGACAUUAGCUAAGACAGUGCAUUAAGAUGAGAGUGUUACCCCGGCACAUUUCCUCUUUACAUGCAUCUUUAAUUAUCUCCUCUUGGCUUUCUUAAGUGCACUGAGCAUGAUUGUAGUCAAUCCUAUGCUAGCUGAGUAGACUGCAUUCUUGGAAAUGUUAUGUCAGUUGUGUUGCCACACUGCUCACACGUAGCGGUUCCCAAACAAGGGGUCAGGACCCCUCAGGGGGUGGCAGAGUGACAGCAGGUGGGUCCAGUUUUCCAACUUGGGGCCCACUUGACAUUUUCACAAAUGAUCACAGCCCACCUCUGACCCAAUAAACAAUAAAACUCAAAUAAAUUGGUUACACAUUCAUAGCAGCUGUUAUACACUUUGCAUGAAGGAUUCAAAACUGUUUCGUAAGACAUUCAUACCAAACUUUUCAUAGACAUGGAAGACAAAAGCACAGUAACUUGUAAUCAUUGAGGAUUCAGAACAAAACCCGCAAUGCUGCUUUGUUUAACUUUUAUGUUCACCAGUUGCUGUCCUUCCGUCCGCUAGGUUCAUGAAAGUUUUGGUAUGAAUGAGUCAUGAAACAAUCAUGAAUGCUUUGUGCAGACUUUACAACAGCUGAUAUGAAUGUGUUAUGCAGGAACAUGUCAACUAAAGUGUUACCGAUAAAUUAACCGUUACACACUGAAAAAUAUGAUUUUGAUUUUUUUUUUAAUGAAAAUAAUUUCAAGGCCCACUUCAGGGCACAUCAGUGUGCCCCGUCCCACAGUUUAAGAAUCACUGCCAUGGCCCAGCCGUUUGAACGGCUGGGCAACCGACUGCUACGGUACACUGGCGACCCGGGUUCGAUUCCAUCAUGAGGUCAGUUGCCGAGCCCUCCCCGCCGAUUUCCUUUUUCUCUACAACUGUCCUGUCAUAAUAAAGUCAUAACAAGCACCAAAAAAUGUUUAAAACGAAAAAAAAUCACUGCCAUAGAGCGAUGUUGUUUCUCAGAUGGUGCACAUGUGCACUUCAGGCACUAUGUUUCAGUGCAUAUGGCGUGUGCCAUCUGGGACCAGCUGAAUCAGAGAUUUUGUUUUCUCUACGGAGGCAGGGCAUCAGCAACAUGCGAGGCCACAAGCACAAGUGGAGGUGUCAAGUCUGCAUAUUGGAAUGUAUCCAUUGCCGUCAAACGGUCAUUGCAGCAAAUGGUGGAAACACCCACUGAUGAUGUUUCCAUUUUUGUUAUUUGGGGCUAUCCUUGUUAUUGUCUAAAUUUUUUGAGUAAUAAAUAUUUAACUAA